Molecule: messenger RNA, 908 nt
Organism: Pelodiscus sinensis (Chinese soft-shelled turtle)
Lineage: Eukaryota; Metazoa; Chordata; Testudines; Trionychidae
Source: RefSeq, a predicted model, not a curated record
CCCCGCUAUAAAAGGUGGGUCCCCGGAGCGGGGAGGGCAUAGUGAGGGGGAUCCUUGGUUUGGUUGUGGUUCGUUCGUAGAGCGGAUUAUAGCAGCGGCAUCCGGCGGAUUUUUCGGCAAGCGUUCUAGGUAAGUGAGAGAAGAUGGCCCGUACAAAGCAGACUGCGCGUAAAUCCACUGGUGGCAAAGCUCCACGUAAACAGCUGGCUACUAAAGCAGCUCGAAAAAGUGCUCCCUCUACUGGUGGAGUCAAGAAACCACAUCGUUACAGGCCUGGUACUGUGGCCCUUCGUGAGAUUCGUCGUUAUCAGAAGUCUACAGAGCUGUUGAUCCGUAAGCUUCCCUUCCAGAGGUUGGUAAGGGAAAUUGCCCAAGACUUCAAAACAGACUUGAGGUUCCAGAGUGCAGCUAUUGGUGCACUGCAGGAGGCAAGUGAAGCAUAUCUGGUGGGUCUGUUUGAAGACACAAAUCUGUGUGCCAUUCAUGCCAAGAGAGUCACCAUCAUGCCCAAAGACAUCCAGCUGGCUCGCAGGAUACGGGGGGAGAGAGCUUAAGUGAAAGCUGGUUUUUAUGGUGUUUUGUAGUAAAUUCUGUAAAAUACUUUGGUUUUAAUUUGUGACUUUUUUUUGUAAGAAAUUGUUUAUAAUAUGUUGCAUUUGUACUUAAGUCAUUCCAUCUUUCACUCAGGAUGAAUGCUAAAAGUGACUGUUCACAUAAACCUCAGUGAUGUGAGCCUUGUUGCUCAAGAGUGACAAGUUGCUAAUAUGCAGAAGGGAUGGGUGAUCUUUCUUGCUUCUCAUGCAUGUUUCUGUAUGUUAAUGACUUGUUGGGUAGCUAAAAUUGUAAGGUACUAGAAUUGAUAUAAAUGUGUACAGGGUCCUUUUGCAAUAAAACUGGUUAUGACUUGA